This is a messenger RNA of Nasonia vitripennis (jewel wasp), 3057 nucleotides long. RefSeq lists its product as uncharacterized. The transcript is spliced from 5 exons. The record is from RefSeq and is a predicted model, not a curated record. The coding region runs from base 2264 to 2785 and encodes 173 amino acids. NCBI's taxonomy places the organism in Eukaryota, Metazoa, Arthropoda, Insecta, Hymenoptera, Pteromalidae.
CUUGUGCUGCAGAUGUACCAACAUAUGCUGUGUGAUGGAGAGCUCGUCUGGUAGAGCUGUUGUUCACUGUGUUGUCUGGAGUCACUGCAGCUUAAAUUUUUGAUCCUCUGACAGAUUUCUGGAGAGCUAGAGUUGCAGUUGCACUGUACGAUGCACUGUUAGCUGAAGUGACUGCAGAUUCACUAUUGCAUGUAGUGGCGGAUGCUGCAUGAGUGACAGAUGUAGUGAACGAUGCAUUCUUCAUUUUUAUUUUAUUAUCAGCAGUCACUGGAGAUGCUCUUGACGAGGUAGUCAAUGAAAGUGGAAGUUCGUAGACAAUACUAUUCUUUUUGGGCUUCUCUAAAACAAAAUAAUUUAAAAUGAAUAACAUAUAUUUUAUACAUGAAUAUGCAAAUAAUAAUAAAUUAUGUUUUUCUACUUACGUUUCCCAUUUGAUGAUCUGAUGCCAACUUCUGGGAGAAUUUCCAAUCCAUUUUAAUGUGUUGUUCCCACUAUUUUUAGUAUUUUUUCCAUUUGAGGAUUUUCAAUAAACUGGAUAUCUGUGUAAUUUCCGGUUAGCCUUCCUGCUCUAACCUUUUCAGCAUUGUAUUCCUUCGCCUUGCUUCUUUGUCUGGACCAAAGCUGCAAUUCAAACAUUAAAUUAGAAAUUGGAAAAAAGUGAGAUUUUUUUUUGUUUGGGUACAUGUGCUAAAAUAUAAGUGUGAAAGUCUACUUACGGCUUGCCAUUGCUUAACAUCUUUUGCUGGACCACACGAGCUGACGAGGCUUGCCAAUCGCUGCCACUGCGCCUUUUUGGUCUCCUUCCCAUUCGCUACAAGCAGCUUAUUAGCUGCAAAUGCGCUGUGCUGCUCCAUGUAGUAGAGCAUUAUGUUUAGUUGCUCUGGUGUAAUUUUGACACUUCCCUCCGCUUGACUUCCCUCCGCUUGACUUCUGUAUGAAAAAAAAAUUAAAUUAAAUGAUAUUUUAUGUCGCUAAAACAAACCAUGCAAAAUCUACUAAGCAUAGCUUAGUAGAUUUUGCAUGGACGAAAUUUUUUCUCGGCUAAGGAUCGUCGCGCGCUUGUCGUCCGCUACUCUUAUGUUUACAAUGAUUCUCUGUCUCUCUCACUCCCUCCCUCUUUCCCUCGCGAUAGCCUCUACCUAACCUUCUUUACGAAUUUCGGAGUCAGUAAUAGCGGUAUGCGUAUAAGUAUAGACGGUCUUACUUGUAUACCUUUGUGACCGAACGUUCUUCAACUUGCUCUCUCACACUCUUUCUCUGUGAACAGUGUGUAUAGUCCAGAAAGUGACCGGUGAGAAAGUUAAAUGUGCGGGAGCAAAUUCGCAGUGCCAAGCAAAAUUUCUCUUCUCCUUUCCUUCUCGGGUGAGCCAAGGGAGAACUGAAUUGUGAGGAAACGAAGGACGAAAGCAGAGAUGAAAUAUCCCAGAAACUGCGUUUGCAUCAAGUUUUUUGAAGCCAGUGUUUUGGAGCCAGUAUACUUAACCUAGAAUCUAUAUUGUGGAGGAAAAGUCCAAAAAAUCUCAAGGUAGGUGGCAUAUCAAAUUUGUCAUAAUUCUUACAGAACACGUUUAUAGUUUCUUGAGGAUUGCUUUUUUCAUCCGGAUUUGUUUAUAAAAAAAUGCAGUACAUUUUAUAGUGCCACACAGAAGACAAGGAAAUAUUAAUUGAUGAAUUGUAAUAUUUCAGCACAAAAUGUUUGCAUUAGCUGCUCUUUUAUUUGAUGAUGAUGAGGAAGAUGAGCCGAUGGAAUUUCGAAGAAUGCACAUGGACUGGAAACGUGCUAUCAGAGAUAUGAGUGAUCCUUUUACAAUGGGAGAUAAUAUCUUUAAAAAAACAUUAUAGGAUGACUCCUGCAAUCGCUAUACACCUGAUUGAGUUGCUUAGACCUCAGCUGGUGAAGCACGAGCAAGGAAUUCCUGUACACCUGCAAGUACUGGCAGUUCUCCGAUUACUUGCAGACGGGUCGUAUCAAAAAGGAGUAGCGCACGACUGCUACUACCCCAUGAGCCAAAGCACUUUUAGCAAAUACCUACAUGAAGUGAUUCCAGCAAUAGUAAGCCUAGCUGAUGAAUACAUCGUCUUUCCCAGAAAUAUGAUAGAACGCCAAGAAAUGUCAAGAAGAUUUUAAGCGUCAAUUGGGUUCCCUGGCGUCAUUGGUGCUAUCGACUGCACACUUCCAAGGAUUCACACAACACAUGAGCACGAGGAGGCCUAUGUUAACCACAACCAGGACCAUUCAUUGAAUGUACAAGUGGUGUCUGAUAUGGAUUAUAAUAUAAUGAAUAUCAGAAUUACUAAUGGGUCCAGCAACGACAGAUUUGUAUGGCGUCAUAGGCAAAUGAGGGAGACUAUGUACAAUCUGCGAAAUAAUCCUGAUCCCGAAGAGAUGAACCAAGAAUACUACUUGAUUGGAGAUGGAGGCUACACUCCAUCACCCGUGCUCUUGACACCUUGUCAGGAAGCUGAUCCGGGUUCUCCAGAGUUUCGCUAUUCAGACAGAGUACGUAAAACCAGACGUAGGGUUGAGCAGACCUUCGGCAUUUGGAAACAGGUAUUCAGAUGCAUCAAUGGAGAUCGUAGUCUCCAUUAUACACCAGAAUUUUCUUCACAAAUAGUAUUGGCUAGUGCUGUCUUAUAUAACUACUUAAGACACCAAGGGAUGCCCAUGCCAGUACCUUUAAGAAAUAAUCAAACAAGAGAAUUUCCAGUAGGGGAUUUUGUGGAUGAUCAUUACAUCCAAGGGUUACAAGUACGCAGAAAUAUCAUCAUGAAUUAUUUUACUUAAAGAAAUAGAAAAAUUUGAUAAUUAUUUUAGUUUUCCGAUGGUUUAAUUCUAAAAAGUAUUCUAAUAUUUGAAUUUAUAUAUUUUAACAAGUUUGAUUUCUCUGGUUAAUCAGAUUCAAGUAUUUAAUUGUUAAUAACUUAUUUAUGUUCUGUACAGAUGUAUGUUGUAUGAUCAGUACGGUAAAUAUGUAAUAAAUAUUGAUCUGUAGAUCUGUACAGAUGUAUGCUGUAUGAUCUGUACGGUAAAUAUGUAAUAAAUAUUGAUACCUGCUA